AUGCAUCAGUUCAAUACUCCCACAUACGCAGCGAAUUCAACCUCGACCUCGUCAUCCCACAAGGACAACAAGACUAAGGAUGACAAGAAAGGGUCCAAUGACAAGUCCAGAGGCCAGUCUAGGAAUAAAGAUUCCAACGACUCGUCCUCUAAUUCCAAUGCUAAGGACAAAAAGCAGCAGAAGAAGCAGCCCUUCGAGCGUGAGAACGUCAUCUUCUGCAAAUACCAUAAUGCUCUGGGUAAUCAUUACUCCAGAAACUGCUCAUUGAAGCAUGGUAACAACAAUAACUACUCUUCAAAUGCUGUCAUAUAG
Messenger RNA from Penicillium hordei, 312 nucleotides. RefSeq lists its product as uncharacterized. Lineage: Eukaryota; Fungi; Ascomycota; Eurotiomycetes; Eurotiales; Aspergillaceae. The record is from RefSeq and is a predicted model, not a curated record. The coding region runs from base 1 to 312 and encodes 103 amino acids. The transcript has a single exon.